GUUCAAAAACGUUUGCUCUAUACGAUAAAGUUGUGUGCAAAAAGUUCUCAAUCGAAUUCGAAGAUAUGAUUUUCGAGCGACUUGAAUUAUACGAGAGUUUGACAGAAUAUGUACAUGCACUACGUUGUAAACUCUUCCAACUAGUUAAAUCUUGUUUCAUAUUUGUUUUUAACUAUUAUGAUCAAACCGAAAUCGAACACUAAGGUAUCUGAUCAAGUUUUCAGUCUACUGUGAUCACCAAAACGUAUAUCAAGUUGAUUUUUGAGUGUUUAGAAAAUCUCUUAAGUCUGACCAUUAUUCUUCGUCGGAAGACGAUCAACGUUAUGUCGUGGAUGACCAAACACAUCAAGAUAAUUUAAAAGAUCCAUCUUCAUCUCUUGAAGGACGAAGUGAUGUAUCACCAACAUUUGUUCAAACAGCACCUGUUCUCAUUCAACCGACAAUGAAUAAUACUUCAAUGCAUAUGGUUUCAGCAAUACCAGUGGGAACUGUUUUAAAACUACAAGAAACGUCGACAACAUCCAAUGACCAGACACCAUUACUCGUCGCUGUUAGACCUGUCGGUAAACAUCGUCGUGUGCCAAGAGAUUCAAAACUGAUGACACAAUUCUAUCAUCAAGCAACAGCACCCUCGUCAAUUUUAAUCGAUAGACAAUUGUAUAAUAUAACGAAUAGAGAACAAGAAUCCACAGUCCAUUAA
Messenger RNA from Didymodactylos carnosus, 700 nucleotides. Lineage: Eukaryota; Metazoa; Rotifera; Eurotatoria; Philodinida; Philodinidae. The record is from the annotation of a GenBank genome assembly.